AUGUGGGCAGCCAGUCGGAGGCAUAGAGAAGUGGUGGAGUUACUUGUGAGUACAGGAGCUAAUGUGUCACUCGUCGAUAGAUUCGGCAUCAACAUUCUUCACUCGGCCUGUCUUGGAGGAGAUGUAGAGGUGGUGAAGUAUGUCCUCUCACAGAACAUGGUGGACAUCAAUGGUAGAGUACGGUGUGGGAGAACAGCUGUGAUGCUGGCAGCAGCGAACGGACACAGGGACGUGGUGGAGAUGUUUGUGGACCAAGGCGCUACAGUGUCAUUCGUGGAUGAGGCAGGUAACAACAUCCUUCACUGCGCCUGUAGGAAGGGAGAUAUGGAGGCGGUGAAGUACAUCCUCUCACAGAAAAUGGUUGACAUCAACAGUUAUGGGCCUCGCAAGAAGACGCCAGUGAUGGUAGCAGCAGAACACGGACAUAAGGAAGUGGUGAAAUUACUGGUAACACAUGGAGCUGAUCUGUCACUCAGUGUAAAAGGACGAGACAAUAUCCUUCACAUUGCCUGCAACCGCGGACAAUUUGAUGUUGUGAAAUAUCUCCUCUCACUUAGCUCAGUGGACAUAAACAGUAGGGGAUACAACAAGAGGACACCACUGAUGGCAGCAGUAGAACACGGACAUAAGGAAGUGGUGGAAUUACUGGUUACACAUAGAGCUGAUCUGUCACUCAGUGUAAAAGGACGAGACAAUAUCCUUCACAUUGCCUGUAAAAGCGGACAAUUAUUUGAUAUAGUGAAAUAUCUCCUCUCACUGAACUCGGUGGACAUAAACAGCAGGGGAUACAAAAAGAGGACACCAGUGAUGACAGCAGGAGAGUGGGGUACAAAACAAAUGGUGGAAUUACUUGUAAAACAUGGAGCUGAUCUGUCACACCGUGCAGCAUUGGGAGGCAAUAUCCUUAACUUGGCCUGUCGCCGCGGAAAAAUAGAAGUAGUGAAAUAUGUCCUCUCACUGAACACAGUGGACAUAAACACCAGGGGAUUCAAGAAGAGGACACCAGUGAUGAUAGCAGCAGCACACGGGCAUAAGGAAGCGGUGGAACUAUUGGUAAAGAAUGAUGCUGAUCUCUCACUCAGAGAUAGCAACGGUAAAAAUGUUAUUGACUUGGCCCGUGAAGAAGGACAUUUGGAGGUGGUGCAAUAUGUCAUGUCACUGUGA
Molecule: messenger RNA, 1164 nt
Organism: Haliotis rubra (blacklip abalone)
Lineage: Eukaryota; Metazoa; Mollusca; Gastropoda; Lepetellida; Haliotidae
Product: ankyrin repeat domain-containing protein 50-like
Exons: 1
Coding region: 1-1164 (387 amino acids)
Molecular function (GO): protein binding
Source: RefSeq, a predicted model, not a curated record